This is a messenger RNA of Cylindrotheca closterium, 1803 nucleotides long. The record is from the annotation of a GenBank genome assembly. NCBI's taxonomy places the organism in Eukaryota, Bacillariophyta, Bacillariophyceae, Bacillariales, Bacillariaceae.
AUGAAGCAUGGCUUUGCGAUAACAGCAGUGCUAUUCAGCGUACUUGCUAAUGCUGUCUUGACCAAAGGGUGGAUUGCUCCAAGUCCUUCCAAAUUCGUUGCCAACCGCAAUUUGCAGUCCAGAUAUGGUUCGUUCAGAGGCAACUCAAUUAUUGUUACUAGACGGUACAUGGCGAACUCCUCCUCCACUAUCGAUGCAGACUUGAAUGCUGAACCGAAGAAUGGAUUCAGAAACCAGCUGCAGGCGAAAAAUGAAUCGUCUACCGCUGUUAACUCUGGCAUCCAAACUGACAUGCCCAGCGUUUUGGACAUCAAUCCAGAAUUGAUUGAUAUUGUAAAAAAAAACUACAGCAGCAAGGAGGACGGCGCUACUGUCUCUUCAUCAGUAUCAGAUAUGUUUCGAACUGCACAUUUUGUUGAUAUGUUUAGGGGCUCAGCCAACUAUAUUGCAAGCCAUCGCAAUACACUCGUGGUCUGUCACAUUCCUGGAGAUUGGAUCGACAAUGAAGACCCAACCAUUUUCCGCAAUCUGAUGAACGAUGUGGCGCUGACAUGGCUUCUUGGAUUGAGGAUUGUGAUUGUUGUCGGCUGCCGCUAUCAAAUUGAACAGCGGAUGAAGAACCGCACAAAGCACAUGAAUAUGGUGGUCACAGACGCUGAAUCAUUAAGGAUAGUCAAGGAAGAAGCAGGAUACGUGCGAUUCGAAGUCGAGCGUCAGCUUGCACGAUCACUUCAAGGUUCAAGGGGCCGAGAAGGGGACGGGAACGUAGUUUCAGGAAAUUUUUAUAGCGCUCAACCAUUUGGAGUCCUGGACGGUGUAGACUAUCAAUACAGUGGUUUCGUUCGUCGAUUUGAGGCCGACAAAAUCCGCCAAGUGCAUCAGAAUCGAGACAUUGUCCUGCUAACCACGCUAGGUGUGAGUCCAACCGGUGAGGUCUUCAAUGUGAAUUCAGAAUAUUUGGCGGCGUAUGCUGGCGGCGCUUUGGGUGCUUCAAAGGUCGUAUAUUUUCUCGAACGAGAUGUGGAACUGCGUCACAAAGUUUAUGGUACGAAAAUUCCUCACCUCCGAGUUCACGACAGUCGAAAUCUCCUGAAACUGCAUGGCAUCGAGACGAAGAAGAAGGGCUUUGUACUUGUCAAUGAUGAGUGCAUUAACAGUGACGAACAGAAGAAUAUGCUUGUGAAGAUUGGUUGGUCUAUGCAUGCGUUGGAAAGUGGAGUAAAGAGAGUUCAUAUCCUUACCCCAGAAAAGGGGGCUCUUCUACAAGAAAUGUACACUCGCGAUGGUGCGGGAACUAUGAUUUCGGGAGACCUAUAUGACGGUAUUAGACAAGCGCGGGUUACUGAUGUUUCUCCAAUCCACGAUUUGAUUUCCCCUUUGAUCAAGAUGGGAACGUUGGUUGAUCGCCCAAAAGCUAUACUGGAGAGAGAUAUUCACCAGUACCAUGUCUACACUCGUGAUGAUUUAGUAGUUGCUACGGGUCAACUCAAAUUGUUCAAAGAAGGGUCUGCCGAGUUGGCUUGUCUUGUUGUAAACCCACUUUAUAGGGCGAAAGGCAGAGGUGAUGCGAUGCUUGGAUACCUUGAAAGACUAUGCCUACAACAGGGUGCAAACAAGGUAUUUGUUCUGAGCACGCAAACGAUGGAAUGGUUCCUCGAAAGGGGAUUUGAUGAAGUGGGCGUUGGGAGUCUUCCACCAAGCCGACAGGCUACAUACAACAAAAGUCGUGCCAGCAAAAUAUAUAUGAAGACAAUUGACAGUGUUAGAGACUUGGACGCAUCUGAACUUCUGUGGAAUCGAUAG